AUGUGUGAUCCCAGCAGUGAAGAGGCUCGGGAGCAACUUGUGGUUGAGAGCCUGUUGAAACUGUCGGGCAAGCACAGCGUGACACACCACGAACACCUUCAGCCAGUAGUGAUGCAGAACGUCGAGUUCCCGACUUUUCCAGUUCGGGGCCCCACGGACCGCCUCUGCUACGUCAUCCAGCGCUAUGAUGACGUACCAUGGAGUACAGGUACAAGUGCAUCAAGAAGAAAAGCUAUGGAUGCCGUUAUGCCUCCGGUUUCAUCGAUGACCUUUACGCUCAACAACGGCAAUAAGUUGCCUGCAGUUGGAUUGGGCACAUAUAGGGUGCGCCAACCCGAUGUUAUAAUGCAGACUGUGGAUGAAGCUCUGGCAGCUGGUUAUCGUUUAUUUGAUACUGCAGCAGUAUAUGGCAACGAGGGGGCUCUGGGUGAUGCUUUUAGAAAAUUGCUCCCUAAGUAUAAUUUGGAAAGAGAAGAUAUAUUUAUUACCACGAAAUUAUCUCCAUCAGAACAUGGUAACUCAGCUGUGAUAAAGCAAGCUUACCAGAAGUCUUUACACAAUCUCGGUGUGGAUUAUAUUGACCUGUUUUUGAUCCACUUCCCCGGUGCUGCAAGGCUUCCUUCUGGCGACCUGAGAAAUGCUAAGUUGCGAGCGAGUACUUGGCGAGGAAUGGUGGAUCUAUAUGACGAAGGCUGCGUAAAUUCCAUUGGUGUUUCUAAUUUUACUCUCAAGCAUCUCAAGGAGUUGAAUAUGAGGGCCACUGGUGUAUAUCCAGUGGUUAAUCAGGUCGAGUGGCAUCCGUAUUACUAUCAGGAAGAUUUACGCGCCUACUGCAUGAAGAAUGAGAUUUGCCUGCAGGCCUACUGCUCAUUCGGGGGUACUUCCCAUCAAGAUACGACACUCUUAAAGGACCCCGUAGUGAAGGGCAUCGCUGAGCGCCACGAGGCUACGCCCGCGCAGGUGCUUCUGGCUUGGGCGCUGCAGCAGGACGUGGCAGUCAUCCCCAAGUCCGUGGACCCAGCCCGUAUCCGUGAGAAUAUCACUAUUGAAUUUCGCCUCACAGAACACGAGAUUAAAGCCCUCAAUAAUCUAGGAAACAAGAAAAAAAAAUACGCUUGGGAUCCGACCUCGGUGCGUUAA
Messenger RNA from Parnassius apollo (apollo), 1140 nucleotides. NCBI's taxonomy places the organism in Eukaryota, Metazoa, Arthropoda, Insecta, Lepidoptera, Papilionidae. The record is from the annotation of a GenBank genome assembly.